Messenger RNA from Penicillium digitatum Pd1, 1578 nucleotides. Its product is annotated as FG-nucleoporin nup42. Gene Ontology annotation, molecular function: metal ion binding. Gene Ontology annotation, cellular component: nucleus. The record is from RefSeq and is a predicted model, not a curated record. NCBI's taxonomy places the organism in Eukaryota, Fungi, Ascomycota, Eurotiomycetes, Eurotiales, Aspergillaceae.
AUGAUCAACUCUAUGAACGGCGCGCCCUUUCCAGCUAUCCUCAUUUCCAAGCCUAACGGCAAGUUUACGACAGGUCAGAACCAGCCUCAACAUCCAGCCGACGCAGCAUUAAAGGCAAGUGAUAUCAAGUCAGACUUGACUGCUGGCCAGGGCCGUCCGGAAUGGAUAUUUUCCGCAUACGCACCACACAAAGAUGUUGCGCGCCAGCUUUUCGGUGGAGCUCACCGCGAGCGUAGCAUGGAAGAGAUGCGCCUGCGCCAUUAUGAAUUAGCAACGUCCGGCAAUCUGAACCAAGCAAUUCAAGAAGCCUCAGCCCUGUGGCAAGAAUGCGUUCAACAGAUGGACAUCUCACUGAAUGACCUGAAUGGCGCCGUCAAAUAUGUCGUUGAUGGUAGAAACGAACAUCCCAAUCGACAGGAUAUUAUCGAGGGCAAGACCGACACUAGUUUGAACCAAGCUCCAGCGUCAUUUGGCCAACUCUCUCCAUUUGGCCAGCAAAAUGCUGCCCAUGCACCAAACACCGGUCCUGCACCCGGAGCGUUCGGCGCUCCAUCCUCAACCUUUGGUCAGGCUUCAGGACUUGGCCAGUCAGUUGGAUUCGGUAGGGCUUCAGCUCUAGGGCAGCCAUCUGGCAUGGGCCAGUCUACCGCCUUUGGACAGACUUCCACCUUGGGUGGCUUAGGUGGUUCCGCCUUCGGCCAAACCUCCACCCUGGGGGGGCAGUCUGCUUUCAACAAAACACCCUUCGGCCAGCCAGCUCUUUCUCAGCCGGGAGUAAACCCGAGCCCAUUCGGCAAGCCGUCAGUUCUAGGAGGUGCCGCCCCAUUCGGUGCUACAUCUGCCGCUUCUCCCUUUACCCAAAUAGCCCAGAACCAGCCUGCCGGUGGUGAAUUUGGUCAGACCGCUGGACAACCUACUCCCUCACCUUUCGGUCAAACCGCCGCACUACCUGGCCCGUCGCCGUUUAGCCAGCCAGCUGCCAAUCCAAGCCCAUUCGGCCAGCCCUCGGCCCUGGUAGGUGCCGCACCGUUUGGUCAGCUCUCAGCCCCGGUAGGCGCCUCGCCAUUCGGCCAGCCUUCAGCCCCGACAGGCGCAGCCCCAUUCGGGGCUUCACCUACCGCUUCUCCCUUCACCCAAGUGUCUCAGAAUCAGCCUGCUCCGUCUCCAUUUGGCCAGCCUGCAGUCCAAAGCGUGCCGGUACAGAAUACCAACGCCGGCCCGCGUGCAUACAUCAAAAUCGAUAAUCCCCAAGACCUCAAUCCACUUCCACAACUUGAGGGUGAAACUCGACACAACCCAUCCACCAAACAGCUAGUGAUGUGGAAGGGCCGCCCCGUCAAGUACAUCAACGAGCACCCGUGCUACCUUCACCCACAAGACAACAAAACCUUUGUCCGAGUCAACUUCCCUAACGGGCCACCUGAUCCAGCUAGUUUGAAAGACGCACACGGCAAGCCCGAGGAAUACACACCAGAAAUCACUGAGGCGUAUGAAUUUUUCCUGCAAAAUGGCUACUUCAAGGAUGGCAACAUUCCUGCUGUGCCUCCCAAGCAAGAGUGGCUCAGUUUCGACUUUUAA